This is a messenger RNA of Coregonus sp. 'balchen', 6914 nucleotides long. The record is from the annotation of a GenBank genome assembly. NCBI's taxonomy places the organism in Eukaryota, Metazoa, Chordata, Actinopteri, Salmoniformes, Salmonidae.
GCAAAUAAGACUGACAAAGCAAGUAGGUUUCUUCUUAAUAUUCACAUUUUCCUCGGUUCUUUCGGACAAGAACCACCAAACAGCAAGCAGUUCUUUUUUGGUUUUCGGAAAGGUAAGAGAUUCCUGCCAUCUUCCUUCACUUACUUUCACUAAUCUAAAGAAAACAGACAGCAACAGGUCAGAAAAGUUGUUAGUUAUUCAACAUGAUUGAAAACAUUAAGCCACCAUUUUUUAUUUACAGUGUUUGUGGUGAUAUUGAGCAGUGAGAAAUCUAGCCUAUUUUACAGUGUAUAUUUAUGGAUGCUUAGUAAAAUAUAUUAUUAUCCUGUUAUAGGCUAUUCAAUAUUAUUUACCCAUCCCCCUUGAAUGAUCACAGUGAGGUAUGAUCAAAGAUGGUUGAUAAAUGAAGAUAGUUCACUCAGGCAGUUUACCAUAACAAAAAGGUAAACUCUGGUCCACGUAACUGGGUGUCUCCCAUAGACACCAAUGCAAGAGCAGCUGGGUCUGGUCUACUUAGUUCAUUGACUUUCAUUGAACCAGAAAACAACAGCGGGUGUGGUGUGUCGCUUCCUCUUCUGUCUCAGGUAUGAUGACAAUAAACACACACACACACACACACACACACACACACACACACACACACACACACACACACACACACACACAGAGGAUUGGUAGGGCUCGUAAUUCAAGGUUAUUGUGCUAGGAAUGUAUACUCUGAAUCAUCUAAAACCAUGUUUAUAAAAUGGUUACUUUGGAUCCUGGAUUACUGUAUUGUGAAAGUAACUAUUUAACUCAAUGUAUGUGACUGGAAUAAUAUACACAGUGGAAAAUGCCUGACCCCUGACUCACAGCUCCCACAUCCUCUAUACAGUGGGGGAAAAAAGUAUUUAGUCAGCCACCAAUUGUGCAAGUUCUCCCACUUAAAAAGAUGAGAGAGGCCUGUAAUUUUCAUCAUAGGUACACGUCAACUAUGACAGACAAAAUGAGAAAAAAAAAUCCAGAAAAUCACAUUGUAGGAUUUUUAAUGAAUUUAUUGGCAUAUGAUGGUGGAAAAUAAGUAUUUGGUCAAUAACAAAAGUUUCUCAAUACUUUGUUAUAUACCCUUUGUUGGCAAUGACACAGGUCAAACGUUUUCUGUAAGUCUUCACAAGGUUUUCACACACUGUUGCUGGUAUUUUGGCCCAUUCCUCCAUGCAGAUCUCCUCUAGAGCAGUGAUGUUUUGGGGCUGUCGCUGGGCAACACAGACUUUCAACUCCCUCCAAAGAUUUUCUAUGGGGUUGAGAUCUGGAGACUGGCUAGGCCACUCCAGGACCUUGAAAUGCUUCUUACGAAGCCACUCCUUCGUUGCCCGGGCGGUGUGUUUGGGAUCAUUGUCAUGCUGAAAGACCCAGCCACGUUUCAUCUUCAAUGCCCUUGCUGAUGGAAGGAGGGUUUCACUCAAAAUCUCACAAUACAUGGCCCCAUUCAUUCUUUCCUUUACACGGAUCAGUCGUCCUGGUCCCUUUGCAGAAAAACAGCCCCAAAGCAUGAUGUUUCCAACCCCAUGCUUCACAGUAGGUAUGGUGUUCUUUGGAUGCAACUCAGCAUUCUUUGUCCUCCAAACAUGACGAGUUGAGUUUUUACCAAAAAGUUAUAUUUAGGUUUCAUCUGACCAUAUGACAUUCUCCCAAUCCUCUUCUGGAUCAUCCAAAUGCACUUCAGACGGGCCUGGACAUGUACUGGCUUAAGCAGGGGGACACGUCUCGCACUGCAGGAUUUGAGUCCCUGGCGGCGUAGUGUGUUACUGAUGGUUGGCUUUGUUACUUUGGUCCCAGCUCUCUGCAGGUCAUUCACUAGGUCCCCCCGUGUGGUUCUGGGAUUUUUGCUCACCGUUCUUGUGAUCAUUUUGACCCCACGGGGUGAGAUCUUGCGUGGAGCCCCAGAUCGAGGGAGAUUAUCAGUGGUCUUGUAUGUCUUCCAUUUCCUAAUAAUUGCUCCCACAGUUGAUUUCUUCAAACCAAGCUGCUUACCUAUUGCAGAUUCAGUCUUCCCAGCCUGGUGCAGGUCUACAAUUUUGUUUUUGGUGUCCUUUGACAGCUCUUUGGUCUUGGCCAUUGUGAAGUUUGGAGUGUGACUGUUUGAGGUUGUGGACAGGUGUCUUUUAUACUGAUAACAAGUUCAAACAGGUGCCAUUAAUACAGGUAGCGAGUGGAGGACAGAGGAGCCUCUUAAAGAAGAAGUUACAGGUCUGUGAGAGCCAGAAAUCUUGCUUGUUUGUAGGUGACCAAAUACUUAUUUUCCACCAUAAUUUGCAAAUAAAUUCAUUAAAAAUCCUACAAUGGGAUUUUAUGGAUUUUUUUUUCUCAAUUUGUCUGUCAUAGUUGACGUGUACCUAUGAUGAAAAUUACAGGCCUCUCUCAUCUUUUUAAGUGGGAGAACUUGCACAAUUGGUGGCUGACUAAAUACUUUUUUUCCCCACUGUACAUCUUGAAGCCUCAAAGCAAAAUAAACUGAAAUACUUAUUUGCUUAUUGGGUGUACUGUAUUGUGUAUCAAACAAGUUGCGUAACCACAUGCAUUGAUGCAUGUUUUAGAUUUUAUGUUGGAGAAUAUGACAGGAGAAAGUUAGCUGUUAUAGCUGUCUUAUUGUGAAUGGUUUGUCUGGACUGGUGAACAUGUCUAGUGUCAUUCUCCCUCUCAUUCACAACAACCCUGCUCUCUCUGCUCUGCUUUUUAUAGCCCACGACCACUGACCAUUUCAUUUUUGUCUCCAUAGAGUACGGGAGUGGACAAGAGAGGAAGUCCGCCUGCUAUCUACUGUGUGUCCACUAACUAAGUCAUCAUGUCAGCCCCAGGUAAAUGUCUUCUACAUCACUGUUGAUUUAGAUAUCAUAUUAUACUGGGGUUGCUGUUUGCCCCAUGGUAUUUCACCCAUAGGAUUUGUAUAAUGCUAUUAUUCCAAUGUAUUCAAGAUAAGAAUUUGAAACCAGAGCUUGGCGUGUAAAAGGCUGAAUAUGUUGAUGUAAGCUUUGAAGGUUAUUGGGAUAAUGAUGUGGAAAAUGAGCUCGGAACAUGUUUGAUUGAUAUAAAGGACGUUUGUUCCUUGCAGUUUCCAUUGAAUGGGUGGUGCGGUGUUGGGAAUCCAUUGGUGUCUAACAAUACGGCCCACUUUUGUUAUGCAAAACAGUUAUUUCCUUAAUGCAGAAUCUCCAAUGCACUUCGUGAGCUUUAAUAACAACAGUUCAUGCUCCCCACAUAUUUGCAUCCAUAACUCCAUAUUCAUGUGUAGCUUUUUGUCAAUAUGAAUAUAUUUAUGAUACCCACUGUUUGUAUUACCUCCUAUAGGUUACCCAUCCCCUCACCAGGGUCCUGGAAGUUACUCCAUGGCCCCCUACCCUGUUCCUCAGGGGGGGUAUGGUGACCCUAACCAUGCUCCCCUACCGGUUGGCUUCCAAAUGGGCUACAACCACCAACAACCCCACCCAGGCCAGCCUGUGAUGUACCAGCCUGUGACCAUGCCCGAGUACGGUGGCCCUCAGAUGGGACCCAGCCCAGGCUAUGGUGGUCUCAUGCCUGGGCCCGAGUACGGUGGCCCUCAGAUGGGACCCAGCCCAGGCUAUGGUGGUCCCAUGCCUGGGCCCGAGUACGGUGCACCUCAGAUGGGACCCGGCCCAGGCUAUGGUGGUCCCAUGCCUGGGCCCGAAUACGGUGCACCUAACUCAGGCCCUCCUGCAGCCAUCUCCCCAGCCCCUGCAGCAGUUGUUCCUGUUGGAGUUCCACCUGGUCUGGAGUACCUAACACAGGUAGGUUUGCUUGGGAAGAGUAGCAUAACAGGCUGUCAAAUACACUGAUUUCACAAACAUCAUCUGUUAUCACAGUGUAAUGUUGGGAUUUGUUUUCUUCCAUGCUCUCUCUUUCUCCAUAUCUCUCUCACACUCUCUUCUGUGUGCGUUCCAUGUUUCAGAUUGACCAGAUCCUUAUACACCAAAAAGUGGAGUUGCUGGAAGGUGAGCUUGCUAGUCUUAUCUGAGUACAGAGAGAACAGAAGUAAAGGCAAUGUAGAAAUUGAUAAAUCAUGAGGAGAACUGACCACCACCAAACUACUGUUUUCCUGUUUACGUUCCUGGGUUUCUGUCCUCUCACCUUCCCCACCAUCCCCUCUUCCUUCUCCUCCCUCCGUUCCCCUCUCCUCAGCGUUCAUUGGCUUUGAGACCAACAACCAAUACGAGAUCAAGAACAGCCUGGGUCAGAAGAUCUACAAGGCCAAGGAGAAGAACGACUGCUGCACACGCAACUGCUGUGGCGCCCUGCGUAGCUUCGACAUGAAGAUCAAGGACAACACGGACCGCGAGGUCAUCCGCCUCAUACGACCCUUCCGCUGUGCCUCCUGCUGGUUCCCCUGCUGCCUGCAAGAGGUACGAUGGGGCGCUGAACACUGAUACAAAUAUUUGAUUACUUUGUAAACGGGACACAAAUCAGGGAAAAUAAUACAUAAAAUCAUCAUUGUCUUAAUAUGUUAGAGGAGGAGGAAAGGGACAGGUCACCUAAAAUUCAAUUGGUUUAUUUAGGUUAGUAUUAGCAUUUCCAUUCAACUCUGUAUGAAUGACAAAUGAAUGAUGCUAAUGCUAAGUUAAUGCUGGUAAUAAAUGCAUGCAAACUGUUGUACUGAAUGACUCAUGAAUGACACUGAAUGGUUCUUUGUCAGUCUGAUCCCUCUCCCAGACGGUCUUGAUCUGGUGCCAUCACUUCCCCUUUCAAGCUCUGUCUCUAUUGACUCACAUUGCUGGUUGGCUGCCUACAGUAUAGAGGCCUUCACGGGUCCAAACAGUUGGACCCAUACCUGAAUGGACCUGGGGCUUUCCCGUCCGGACCGAUAUGCAUAAAUAAAAAAUAUAAAUAUAGAGAGAGACCUGUUCCAAACUGACCUGGGGACAACUAGACCAUUUUUAAGCUACUUUAUUAACCAGAGCUGAUAAAGCGCAAGUGAGAGGAGGUAGAGAGGGGUGAUGCUCUAGCAGGGGCCAUGCUGUUAGUUUGUAGUCUACUGUGAGCGAGUGACAUGGGGAACAGGGAGGAGACACUAGCGACAGCAACCAACCAAGCCGACUCGCGCUGUAGUAGACUAAUACCUGCCAUAGCUAGGUUAUUUAUCAUCCAAUAUGAUUACAUAGUACCUGUCUUGACUGCAUCAAAGUGGCUGCAUGAGCUUUCUCGUCCUACUCCAUUCAGGAGAUAAAGGAGCAGCCUACCUGUUGGCUCUUGGCCUAUCCUUCUCCUUUAACUUUUAAUUCCAUCAUUUUAUUUCCAUCUUCCAUUGAUUAGAUAUCUCCUAACUUUUGCCACACACAGGGACUCUAUGACUGUAGCCUAUUGUCGCUUUGAUGACUUACAGUAUGAUUGGCCAACAACAACAACCUACAUUCGCCACUCUCGUGAAAAGCAAAUAGCAGCAGCAUAAGUGAUACAAUGUCUCUCUCUCUCUCUCUACUGCAGCAGUAGUGUUCGGAUCUGUAUAGGUCCUUCUGGACAAGUCAGUUAAAAUUACACAUACCAGAGACCCAUGACAAUCAUAUCAGAUCCGACCCAGACCUGUGACAUUAUUUAGAAUUCUGGAUCCGGACCCAUUUGGGUCCCGUCUUGGGUAUUUGGGUACAGGGGGAUUUGUGAAGACCUCUACUACAGUACAUUCCCAUGAGAUGUGAAGGUCCCUUAUGACUGUAUUUUAACACAUUAAUUCAGCAUCUAUGGAGACAUAGCCCCACAGUUACCAUGUGAAGCAUAUUACCUUUGUCAUGAUAGUGAUUGCUAUGCCAAUAUCAGACACCAGUGCACUCAUCAGAUUAGUGCCAUAUUACCUGCUGAAGCUAGCUUUGCAGUAACCCAAGCACAUGCUAUUUAAAGCCACAGUGUACAGACCGAAGCUCGAUUUAAGCAUGGUCAAAUACCUUUCUAAUUUUGUGUAUGUGUGUCCCCCUCAGCUCGAGGUCCAAGCUCCGCCUGGCACCACCAUAGGCUAUGUGUCCCAGGACUGGAACCCCUGCGUGCCCAAGUUCUCCAUCAAGGGGGCCAACAAGGAGACCGUAAUGAAGCUGGAGGGACCCUGCAUCGCCUGCAACUGCUGCGGGGACGUCAACUUCGAGGUGAGGGGUCAUACAGUUUGGGCUUUCUUUGGCUGAAAUCAGUUGAUAACCGUCCUAUUUAACUAGAACAAACCUAAUCUUUGACUUUGACAUUGCUUUUAGACCAGAAAAGACUGGAUAAGUUGCCCUUUUCUCUACACACCCAUCCAAUCCUUUCAGAAGUAGUGAUGAGGUGAAGCGGCCAGAAAUCUUUGUCUCUGACCCAUGUGUUUUGCUGCCCCCCCGUAGCUGACGGGGAAAGAUGGAGGCAAGCCCAUCGGCCGCAUCAGUAAGCAAUGGAGUGGCCUGUUAAAGGAGGUCUUCACCGACACGGACAACUUUGGCAUCCAGUUCCCCCUGGACCUGGACGUCAAGAUGAAGGCUGUGCUCAUGGGCGCCUGCUUCCUCAUUGUGAGUCCAUCUAUCUGUUUAAAUAAAGAUAUAUUUAAGACAUUUUCGAAUUACAGAGCUUUACAGGCGUAAAGCCUAAAACUGAGCUGAUAAGCAGUUGUUGGAGGAAAUUUAGUUGACAUUUCUUUCCUCUUCACAGGAUUUCAUAUUCUUCGAGAAGGUUGGCAACUCAAAGCAGCGCAACACUGUCUUCUCGUAACAUAGGAAAUGGGAGAGAAAGAAGCACUUGAGUCAAUGCAGUCUGUUUUUCCGAUCCCGUUCGGAACCUACAUCUUUUUCAGAAUCCAUAUGAAACUCCUUCCUUAUUCGAAAGUUUAGAGGAAGCUGCCAUCCCAUGCCAAUCCCAGAACUCUUUUUUUGUAUUUAUUUAAUAAAAGAUUUAGGGGGUAGAUCAGCUUUAAU